Solea solea (common sole) is the source of this 2420-nucleotide messenger RNA. RefSeq names its product transmembrane protein 255B. The transcript has 10 exons. The record is from RefSeq and is a predicted model, not a curated record. NCBI's taxonomy places the organism in Eukaryota, Metazoa, Chordata, Actinopteri, Pleuronectiformes, Soleidae. The coding region runs from base 243 to 1184 and encodes 313 amino acids.
AACCACCCAGUCCUGCUGGCAGAGGGGGCAGCGAUUGUUCUGCUUCACCCAGAGGGACAUGCAGCAGUUAUGGAAGGAGUGGUUGCACUCUCCCCAGACAACUGAAACAUGGACGAGAAGGAAACACAGGGAGCGAGAGAGAGAGAGACACGGAGGGAGAGAGAGAGGGGCAGGCAUGUGUGCUCCUCCUCAGCAGUGAUAAAACAUCACUGUGAGACGAGCAUCAUUGAAGUGGAUCCAUCAUGAAAGUUCAGAUCCUGGGAGCAGCGGGCCAGGACAGACUGGAGACAAAGAGCCGAACCACAGGGACGAUGGUGAGGAGGACGACGAGAGCUCUGUGGCUGGUGGUGGGCAACAUCAUACUGUCUGUGCUGCUGGUGGUGCUGGGAGUCUACACAACCACACGCACCGAGAGCCUGAACGUGACCGGGUACAUCCCUGGAGUUAUUCUGACACUUGGAUCAUUCCUCGGACUUUUGGGACUGUGCCUGGAAGAAAACCGCAAGCAGCUGCUGACAGCUGCGAUCAUGUUCCUCAGCUUUGGGAUCAUCUCUGCUCUCCUGUGCCUGGUGAUUGAUGGCGUCUGUAUCCUCUUAAACAUGGACAUGCGUCCACUGAGAGCAGAGCGAUGUCAGUAUUACAGCAGUGGCAACAGCUACAUCUAUGAGAAUUUCUACACAUCUGUGCCAUGUUGGAAUCUAAAUGAGUCGUGUACCAUGACGGUACGUAGUGGAACGUGCUACUGCUGCGACCUGUAUGACUGUGCCAAUGGAGGCUACCUCAGCAACUACUAUGAAUUUGUGGGAAUAAAAAGCUGCAAGGACGUUUUCACUCUCUACAUUUUGAUUUGGGCGCUCACCGUCCUGAACCUUGUGGCAUUCUUCACAGGGAUUCUCAUCACGGCUGUGCUCGGAAGCAUCAAGGACUUGAGGAGCAGCCGCCCUGUGUCCGAGGACUCUGAAAGCCCAGCAACUUCCCCCACAGCUCCACAGCUAAUGGACGCCAACACACACACAGUUCACCGGCUCUACCCUGUACCUGGAAGUGACGUAAUUGGUAGACCAGCUCUCAGAUACACAGCUCCCCCUCUGGCACGGUGGAUGCUCUGCAUCUCAGCAGCUACAACGAGAGUAGUUCUUCUUCUUCUGCGGUUAAAUGUACGCAACCGGAUGUGCCCGGACUAGUGCCCGCACCGGGAGGCGCUACGGUGGUGAGAGGAGUGGUGAGGUUUUCUGAUGACGACAUCAAAUUAUGGAAGUGCCGAUCCGCUUCGCAGAGCCCAGGAAAACAAUACAACACUAUUUUCUCAGCAGUAGCUGAACUGUUGUUCUGAAACUUUAGGGUUUCAUAAAUGAGGUAAUGACGCAGAUACACACACAAACGCAGCGUUAAUUGGAGCUUCCGGUCUAUGUGGCCUUUAAAAGUUUAUUAGGACACAUGAACAAUAUAUACAAUAUAACAGUCUACAAGAAAUUAACCUGAAGUGCAAAAUGUGCAUCAUAGUACUGAGGUUGGAUGCAGUUAGUGUGAAAGGUAAACAAAAUAUAGCCAACAGACUAAAGAUACACAUGAACAUAACAUAAAUAAUAAUAAUAAUAAAAAUACACGAGACACAUCACAUUGUUUGUGAGCCAGGAGUCUCAGGAGCUCAGUCUCAAUAAAUAAACCCAAUAAAAGACGAGAGGUUAACAAAGAUGUUUUAGUUAGUUUUAUAAACACACAAUUCAGUUUUACAUGGUUAUCUUUUAAAAAAAUAAAUAAUAAUCUAGUUUUUAUUUUUAUUUCUGUUAACAAUUUCUUUUUCCAAGUUGAGUUUUUGUUAUUCUAUUAGUUUUCGUUAACUAUAACUAUAACUAUAAUAACCUUGCCAGGGAACUCACUGCCCUGUGUGUUGGAGAGUUUCUCUUGCUCCAACACCUGAUUCAAAUGAAUCGUUACCAGGCUUCUGCAGCGCUUGUUUGACGAGCUGAACAUUUGAAUCAGGUGUGUUGGAGCAGGGAAACAUGGCCCAUGAGGACCAGGAUUGAGAAACACUGAAUUAUGACAUGGUUUGAUCUAAACUGCAGUGUUUGACCGAAAUAUGAACCUGAGCUGAAGUGAAACAAUAUCUGACCACAAUGCAGAAGAAAGAGGAUGUGUCUUUCAUUUGGAUUUAAUCCAAAAUCCAAAGUGAGGUGAUUGAUGUCAGUUUGUAACUCUUUUAACUAUUUUUACUCUUUUUGAAGGGUUUUCUUGGAGAAAAGGAACAAACAUGCUGUCAUCAUCUCUGUCUUUCAGGAUGCAUCGAUGUAUUUUCCUCCGGCAGAAAACACAGAUGCUUCACAGAAUCUUCCUCCAUCAUCUUCAUCCAAUCCUCCUCCUCCUCCCUUCACACCAAUGACAAACCCGCUGCUUUUCAAAGUCCACGGCUUCUAGGCAAA